Molecule: messenger RNA, 4471 nt
Organism: Mizuhopecten yessoensis (Yesso scallop)
Lineage: Eukaryota; Metazoa; Mollusca; Bivalvia; Pectinida; Pectinidae
Exons: 31
Coding region: 20-4375 (1451 amino acids)
Biological process (GO): cell communication; metal ion transport
Cellular component (GO): membrane
Source: RefSeq, a predicted model, not a curated record
GUUCACCUUGGUAAACAAGAUGGCACACCUACUACGGACCAUUGGACUCUUCUUUGUCAUCAAUGCGGCAAUAUUAGUCGCGCCAUCGUCGGGGGAUGACUAUGCUCCUGUGAACAUACCCGGAAAAGGAAUAUAUGUUCCACCCAAAGACGACUAUGUUCCACCAAAGGGCGGGGACUAUGCUCCGGCAUCAGGUGGGGGCUAUGUACCGCCAAAGGGAGGAGACUAUGUUCCUGCGACAAAAUGCUGUGAAAAUGCCGUGUUAACAAAUGGACGAUGUGUUUGUAAACCAAAUUACUACGGUUCAAGCACCCAUCCAUGUGUCCAACCAUGUUGGGAUAAAUGCGGAAUCAACACGCGAUGCGACGUAAACACUUUCAAAUGUUACUGUAAAGACGGAUUCAUCGGUGAUCCAUCCAAAGGAUGUCAUGUCCCAUGUCAUGGAAAAUGUGUCGAAAAUGCUUCCUGCAACCCAGAUACUGACAAAUGCGAAUGCGACGAAGGACUAGUUGGAGACGGAACCGUCAGAUGUUUUGAGCCAAGUAAAGUCGUGUUUGCAAAAGAGACCUACACCGUGUCAGAAAGUGUGAGCACGUUGACAGUGGAGGUUCUGAGACAAGGAGGAACAAUUGGCAUUGUUUCUGUGACGUUCAAGGCAACUGAUGGUACCGCUAUACAUGGUUCAGACUUCUUCAACAGCCACGGUACGAUCGUCUUCGGUGAAGGCGUGUCCACACAAUACAUUACCAUCUAUAUUAUCAACGAUUCGAUAUACGAACAAUCCGAGACGUUUGAAUUGACGUUGGUGUCUGUCAGUGUUGGUGGCGAAAUUGGAGAACCGUCUACGACUACGAUCACAAUCACAGAUAACGAUGAUGCAUGUGGAGGAAAGUGUGGACCUCAUUCUCAUUGUGAUGGCCCAAUCCUGCUGUGCCAUUGUGACAAAGGAUAUGUAAAAGAUCCGUACCAUGGAGGAUGUACACUACCAUGUGGUGGAAGGUGCUGCACCAAUGCAUACUGCAAUACAAAAGACAACCGAUGUUAUUGUAAUGAAGGAUACUAUGGAACUCCCACAGUAAACUGUUACCAACCAUGCAAAGGUGCCUGUAAAGCCAAUGCUAUUUGUGGAAAGAACAACGAAUGUUACUGUAAGACCGGAUUUUAUGGAAAUCCAUACGAAGGAUGUUAUCAGGCAGCUGUGAUUGGUAUAGAACAGGCGACCUACUCUGUGAAUGAAAAUGCAGGAUUUGUAGUAAUAACAGUGACGCGAACUGGAUCAACUUUCGGAACGAUCUUUGCUUCAUGGAAAACCAGCGAUAUUACUGCUAUUCAUGGAAACGACUAUGGCGGCGGAGUAGGUGUCAUCCGCUUUGAAGAUGGUGAGGAGUCAACGACCAUACGCAUAUAUAUCGUCGAUGAUAAGUUUUAUGAGACGGACGAGACAUUUUCUGUUUCCUUGACCCAUGUGUCAGUUGGUGGUGUGUUGGGAAUCCAUAUCCAGACAGUUGUAACUAUUGUGGAUGAUGACGAACCAUGUGGAGGAUCUUGUCCACCAAAUACCCACUGUGACGAAAAGACACAAAAAUGUGUUUGUAAUAAGGGCUACAUAUCAGAUCAUUAUGGAGGCUGUCAAUUACCAUGUGGAGGUAGAUGUUGCGCCAAUGCUCACUGCGAUUACCAUGACAACACUUGCAAAUGUAACACCGGUUAUAUAGGAAUAGGAACAGUGGCGUGCUAUCUGCCCUGUAAAGGCGCCUGCGAUGCCAACGCUUACUGUGCAUCAAACAGAUGUGUAUGUAAGACAGGGUACUACGGAAACCCGUACACAGGAUGCUAUUUACCGUGCCGCAACCUCUGUAAGACCAAUGCUGUAUGUGAUCUCUCGACACACACAUGUCGAUGUAUUCAAGGCUAUUGGGGUGAUCCACUGAAAGAAUGCAAAAAACCAGGAUCGUUUGUAUUUACCCAAACCACAUACACCGUCCAGGAAAACGUCGGAUUCGUCUCUAUUACUGUGAGUAGGGUGGGAUCAAGCUUUGGAGCGGUGAAGGUAACCUGGGCUACCAAGGACGGCAGCGCUGUCCAUGGAAAUGACUUUAUUAACACAGGAGGCGUCAUCUGGUUUGCCAGUGGUGAAGUUUCCAGGACCAUUUCGAUCGUCAUAAUAAACGACAAUAUAUUCGAAAGGGAGGAAUCUUUCACUGUUUCCCUGACAUCGAUAAGCAUUGGUACACUUACAACAUCUACGGUGGCGACCAUCAUUAUCAAGGAUGAUGACCCUGCGUGUGGUGGACCGUGCCCUGCUCAUUCCCACUGCGAUUUAGGGAGCCAGAAAUGCGUUUGUGACCAUGGCUAUCAUUUAGAUGCCAAUUAUGGAGGAUGUAUUUUACCAUGUGGAGGGCGAUGCUGCGCUAAUGCUUACUGCGACGCUCACUACAAUCUAUGCAAAUGUAACGCUGGUUUUAUUGGAAUCGGAACCAUUGGUUGUUACAAACCAUGCAAAGGUGCCUGUAAAUCGAACGCUUACUGCGGAAAGGACAACAGUUGUUGUUGCAAGCCCGGUUUCUAUGGAGACCCGUAUGUCGGUUGUACAGAGGCAUGUAAUGGUCUGUGUAAAGAAAACGCUCGCUGUGAUAUCCCCACCCAGACCUGUCAGUGCUUACCUGGCUUCUACGGUGACCCUCUGAUGGGAUGCGGAAAACCUGGUCAAUUUGUAUUUGCAAAGUCCAGCUAUUCAGUAACAGAAGGCUCUGGGUCAGUGACGGUGACAGUGAACAGGAUUGGAUCUAGUUCUGGUGGCGUUGCUGUUACGUGGGCUACAACAGAUAUAUCUGCCACUCAUAACAUUGACUAUUUCAACGCCCAGGGUGUCCUUUUUUUCGCCGAUGGCGUCAUAACUAGGACAAUCACCUUUACAAUUAAUGCUGACACGUUAUAUGAAGUAGACGAAAGAUUCCAGGUUACUUUACUUAGUGUCGUUCCAGCUGGCGGACUCGGUUCAUUAACUAUUACUACUGUUACCAUUAUUAACGAUGACGCGGCAUGUGGAGGACCAUGUCCCGUGAAUUCUUACUGCGACAAACUCUCCCAAAAAUGCAUUUGCAAUAAAGGAUACAUUCUUUACCAUGGAUCAUGUGUCAUCCCAUGUGGUGGAAAAUGCUGCGCCAAUUCUUACUGUAGCCAUAAAGACAACCAAUGCCAUUGCAAUUCCGGUUACAUCGGAAAUCCAACACAAAAAUGUUAUAUACCAUGCAAUAAUGCCUGCGACGAUUACGCCUAUUGUGGAAAAGAUAACAAAUGCCAUUGUAAGACGGGAUAUUACGGAAAUCCUUACUCGAAAUGCCAUUUACCUUGCAAUGAUCUGUGUAAGAAGUACUCCAAAUGCGACCUUGUUACCCAGCAGUGUGUGUGCCUUCCAGGAUACUUCGGUAACCCCAAAGAAGAAUGUCAUGGAGCAAGUGUGUUUGUACUUGUCCAGUCCAGCUACGCCGUGUCGGAAAGUGUUACUCAAGUGGUAAUCCAAGUUAAACGGACCGGCUCUAGUUCUGGUAGUGUAAAGGUAACGUGGACUGCGACGGAUCUGACUGCUAUCCACGGCCAAGACUACGCCAACUCAGGGGGUAUAUUAUACUUCAACGACGGCGAUGUAUACAAGACUAUUACCAUUCAUAUACUCAACGACGAGAUAUUUGAGGCUGACGAACAGUUCGUUGUGGCACUUACUCACGUUACUGCCGGAGGCGUGCUUGGAGUACUAAGAAAAGCGACGGUCACUAUUGAGAAUGACGACAAACGUUGUGGGGGCAAAUGUGUGUUCAAUGCUCACUGUGACGAAGCAAGCAACACAUGUAUUUGUAACAAGGGACUUGUGGGAGAUGGAACUGUGAAAUGUGACCUUCCAUGUGGCGGACAUUGCGGGGUCUACCCACACUCUCACUGUAACUACAAGACUAACAAAUGUGAGUGUGACGACAAGUACCACGGUGAUCCCUAUCACGGAGGAUGUAUAUGCACAAAUGGGGGACAUACCGGUGGCAGUUAUGGAAGUACUGGCGGAAGUCAUACCGGUGGCGGUUAUGGAAGUACCGGCGGAAGUCAUACCGGUGGUAAUUAUGGAAGUAGCAGUGGAAGUUAUACAGGUGGCAGUUAUGGAAGUAGCAGUGGAAGUCAUACAGGUGGCAGUUACGGUGGAGGUAAUACUGGUGGCAGUUAUGGAAGUACCGGCGGAAGUCAUACAGGUGGCAGUUACGGAAAUACAGGAACAGGAGGUGGUUAUGGAAGCACCGGAGGUAGUUACGGCGGAAGCCAUACCGGUGGCAGUUACGGAAAUACAGGAGGUGGACACAGCGGAGGCCAUACCGGUGGCAGUUAUUGAAGUACUGGUGGUAAUUACAAACCGAGCACUCAAUAUUAAGAUAUUUGAAAACAAUCUAUCUUGUCAAAGUAUUAAAACUAAUAAAAUUUCUUUUUG